Messenger RNA from Heterotrigona itama, 8145 nucleotides. The record is from the annotation of a GenBank genome assembly. Lineage: Eukaryota; Metazoa; Arthropoda; Insecta; Hymenoptera; Apidae.
UGUUACCGCACGCUGAUCGCUGCGUACUCGUUGCACCUGAACGGAGCACCGGAAGGGCCGGCCGGCACCGGUAAGACGGAAACGACAAAGGACCUGAGCAGAGCUAUAGCGAUACAGUGCGUGGUGUUCAACUGUUCGGAGGGUCUGGAUUACAAGAACAUGGGCAAGUUCUUCAAAGGUCUGGCCUCGUGCGGCGCGUGGUCCUGUUUCGACGAGUUCAACCGAAUCGAGCUGGAGGUGUUGUCGGUGGUUGGCCAGCAAAUACUCUGCAUCGCGCAGGCAGUCCGUGCCACCUUGGACACGUUCGUGUUCGAGGGCACGGAGUUGAAGUUGAACGCCGCCGUAUACGUUUGCAUCACGAUGAAUCCCGGCUACGCGGGUCGCACCGAGCUGCCGGACAAUCUGAAGGUGCUGUUCAGAAGCGUGGCGAUGAUGGUGCCGGACUACGCGAUGAUCGCCGAGAUAUUCCUCUACUCGUCCGGGUUCAGCAGCGCUCGCCAACUCUCCACCAAGAUCGUCACCACGUACAAACUCUGCUCCGAGCAACUGUCCACGCAGUCUCACUACGACUACGGCAUGCGAGCGGUGAAGACGGUGCUGACUGCCGCGCAGAAUAUGAAACUGCAAUUCCCAGACGAGGACGAAUCCGUGCUUCUGCUUCGCUCCGUCAUCGACGUCAAUUUGCCAAAGUUCUUAGCGCACGACGUCCCGCUAUUCCAGGGCAUCGUCACCGAUCUGUUCCCCAGGCUGGAACUCCCGUCUCCCAGUUACGACCUGCUGCUGCGAGCGGUGCACGAGGUCGCCGAGAAACGCAACCUGCAACCAGUGGACGGCUUCCUGUUGAAGAUUAUACAAACGUUCGAAAUGAUGAUCGUCCGGCAUGGAUUCAUGCUGGUUGGUGAACCGUUCGGUGGGAAGACCUCCGUGCUUCGUACGCUGGCCGACGCCCUCACAUUGAUGCACGCUCGAGGCGAGCAGAUCCACGGAGGAGCCACGAGGACCAAGUACUACACGAUCAAUCCAAAGUCGAUAACCCUGGAACAGCUGUACGGAUACUUCGACCCGGUCUCCUCCGAGUGGACCGACGGCAUUUGCGCGGUUGUGUUCCGAGCGUACGCCGGCGAGGACACGCCCGAUAGGAAGUGGAUCGUCUUCGACGGACCGGUGGACGCUCUGUGGAUCGAGAACCUCAACACCGUGCUCGACGACAACAAGAAACUCUGCUUGACCUCCGGCGAGGUGAUACAGAUGUCCGGCACGAUGUCGAUGAUCUUCGAGACGAUGGAUCUGGUGCACGCGUCGCCGGCCACGGUGUCCCGUUGCGGCAUGAUAUACGUGGAGCCGCGGGUUCUCGGCUGGCGGCCGUUCGUCCGUUCCUGGAUCAACAGGCUGAACCCCGCGUGGAGGGACGGCCAAGAGGAGAAGAUCGAGCAACUGUUCGACUGGCUGAUGGAGCCCUGUUUGGAAUUCAUUCGGAGAGCAUGCCGCACCACCAUCAACGCUGGCCAAAUCCACCAGGUCGUAUCGACCACCAACAUCUUCGAGAUGACGAUGGAGGACGCGGUGGACGAAAAUCCAAAAACGUACGGCCAAUACGUUGUACCUUGGCUGCAGGCGACCAUGCUGGUGUCGAUGGUCUGGGGAGCUGCUGCCACCCUGGACUACGCCUCGCGCGUAACGUUCAACGCCUUCUAUCUGACCGUUUGGAGGAACGAGCAAACGGAACAUCCGGUCCCCGAGUUUCUCCUCGAGUCGUUGAUCUCCCUGCCGACCGACGAGCUGAUCCACGAUUGCUUCUACACUUACCGGGGGCGAGGAGCGUGGCGACGCUUCGCCGACGUGGCGCGGCAGCAACGCUACCCGGACACCGGCAGUAUCGUUCAACUGAUGAUCCCCACCAUCGACACGGUGAAGUAUCAGAGUUUGUUCCUCAGGCACAUCAAUCGUCGCAAGCGUUUCCUGCUGUACGGGCAGACCGGUACCGGCAAGAGUUUCUACAUCAAGGAUCUGAUGAUGAACAAGCUGGACGAGCAGAGAUACUUGCCCAACUUGGUCGUGUUCACGCCGCACAUCACGGCCGCGCAGACGCACGAGCUGAUCGUGUCGAAGCUGUACAAGAGGCGGAGGAACCAAUUCGGCCCGAUGCCGGGCACACGCUGCGUCGUCUUCAUCGACGACGUGAACAUGCCGGCGAAAGAGACGUACGGCUGCCAACCGCCGAUCGAGCUCCUCCGCCAGUUCUUCGAUCACGAGAUUUGGUUCGACCUGAAGAGGCCGGAAAUCAUCCACGUGCACGACACCAUGUUCGUGUGCGCGAUGGCACCGCCAGGAGGCAGCAGGCAGGAACUGUAUCAGAGGUUCUUGAGGCACUUCAACCUGUUCAGCAUCGACAACUUCACCGACGACACCAUCCUCAGGAUCUUCACGAACAUCGCGUUCGUCGGCCUGCAACGCAAUGGCUUCACCACGGCCGUCAUGCCGAUCGUUCUUGACAUCGUGAACGCGACCAUGCACAUAUUCCACCAAGCGCAGACGGAGCUUCGACCGACACCAGCCAAGUCACACUAUCUUUUCAAUCUGCGCGACUUCUCCCGGGUGAUCACCGGCUGCGCCAUGAUCAAAGAGGAGUCCGUGCAGUCCAGGUCGGACUUCACGAAACUCUGGGUCCACGAGACGUUGAGGGUGUUCGGCGAUCGUCUGGUCGACGAGAACGACCGGCGCUGGUUGUUCUCGAGGAUCAAGGACGCAGUGGGAAGUAACAUGAGGGAGACGUUCGACACGGUGUUUGGCUACCUGCCGAAAUUCGACGAUCACAGCCUGACGGCGCAGAGCCUACGUAACCUGAUAUUUGGCACAUUCAUGGACGUCGAUACGAUACCGAGCGACCGCCAUUACGAGGAGGUGAAGUCGAUGGACCAGUACGCGGAAGUGGCCAUCUCUUGCCUCGAGGACUACAACCUCACGCACAGACGCAAGAUGGACAUCGUCCUGUUUCGCUACGCUCUCGAACACCUCGCCAGAAUCUGUCGGAUAUUGGUGAUUCCCUGCGGCAGCCUGCUGAUGGUCGGCGUCGGUGGAUCCGGUAGGCAGUCGUUGACGAGAUUGGCCGCCAACAUGGCGAAUCUCGGCCUCUUCCAGCCGGAAAUCGGCAGCGCGUACGACCUGCAAGAAUGGCGCGAUGAUAUAAAGAAGGUGCUGAUGAACUCCGGCGGUGCGGGCAAAGAUUUCGUGUUGCUACUGACCGAGGGGCAAAUCAAAAGCGAAAUCUUCCUGAACGAUAUCGACAGCUUGUUAAACUCGGGCGAGGUGCCGAACCUCUUCACUAUCGAGGAGAGACAGGAAAUAAUCGAGAUGACUCGGCUAGCCGCUCAGGGUGGCGACCGAAAUUUGGACAUAUCAGUGCUUGCGAUUCUCUCCUACUUCGUGAACCGUUGCAAAGAGAAGCUGCACAUAAUGCUGUGCUUCAGCCCGAUCGGUGACACGUUCAGAAUCAGGCUACGACUUUAUCCGAGCCUGGUGAAUUGCUGCACGAUAGACUGGUUCGACGUGUGGCCGGAGGAUGCCCUCGAACAGGUGGCCCUACGCAGCACCACCGCCAUCAAUAUCGACGAACAGGUGAAGGUCAACGCGGUGGCCGCGUGUAAGUUCUUCCACGUUUGCGCCAAGGACAUCAGCGCCCGGUUUUACAACAGCACCGGUAGGCAAACUUACAUCACAACGGCCGGAUUUCUCGAUCUGAUACGAACUUACACAGAACUGAUGAAAGAGAAGCAAGAGGCGCUCAUUUUCGCGAGGGAUAGAUACAUCAACGGACUGGAUAAAUUAGAAUACGCGGCCGAGCAAAUUGGUCAAAUGAGAGCAGUACUUUCGGAACUGCGACCCCAGCUUGAAGCGUCUGCCAAGGAGACCGCCGACACAAUGAAGAAAAUUGAGAUGGAAAAUAUCAGCGUUGAAAACGCGAGGAUCAUGGUGAAGAAGGACGAAGAUAUGGCAAACGUGCAAGCCGAGAUUGCAAAGAAUUUAAAGACAGAGUGCGAGGCGGAUUUAGCAGAAGCGUUGCCAGCUCUGAAUGAGGCACUAGCUCACACUGUCUUGCGUAUCAUUGCAGCCGCUUUGGACACUCUGAAGCCAGCAGACAUAACGGUUGUGAGAACGAUGAGAAGUCCUCCGGCUGGCGUGAAACUCGUAAUGGCUGCGGUAUGCGUGAUGCUGGACAUACCACCUAUCAAGGUAGAGGAUCCAGUCACCGGCAAGAAAGAACUCGACUACUGGACCCCGAGCAAACGUCUGCUAGGUGACAUGAGAUUUUUGGAAAAUUUGCGGCAUUACGACAAGGACAACAUUCCACCGCACAUAAUGGAGGAAAUCAAAACAACCUACAUGACGGACAAGAACUUCGAGCCAAAAGUUGUGGCUAGGGCAUCGUCGGCGGCCGAGGGUCUGUGCAAGUGGGUGAGAGCGAUGGUCCUGUACGACGCGGUGAUCAAAGUGGUCGCGCCGAAGAGGGCAAAGUUGGACGCCGCGCAACGGGAGUACGAGAACACUGUUAAAUUCUUGAACGAGAGACGCGAGAUGCUGGCCGUGUUGACGGAGAAGCUAAAUGUUCUCAACGAACGUCUGCGAGUAACCCUGGCGAGGAAGAUCGAGUUGGAAACCGAGGUGACGAACUGCAGGAACAAAUUGAUCCGGGCGGAGAAAUUGAUCAGCGGCUUGGGAGGAGAGAAGAACCGUUGGACAAACGCAGCGGCGAACUUGAAGAGUUCUUACGACACGUUGCCGGGUGAUAUUUUGAUCUCCUGCGGUAUGAUAGCGUACCUAGGCCCGUUCACGUCCAGCUACCGCAUCGAAAGUUUGGAAAAAUGGAUCAGCCACGUGAACAGCUUGAACAUACCGUGCUCGAAAGAUUACGACUUCGUCGAGGUACUCGGCACCGAGAUAAAGAUCAAUUCCUGGAAUAUAUUCGGCCUGCCUCGAGACUCGUUCUCCACCGAGAACGCCAUUGUCAUGGAUAACUCGAAGAGGUGGAGCCUGUUCAUCGAUCCCCAGAGUCAAGCGAACAAAUGGAUCCGCAACAUGGAGAAGCAGAACGAACUUGAAAUCGUCAAAUUGACGCACACGGAUUACAUGAAUGUCAUAGAGCAAGCGCUGGAGUACGGAAAGCCAGUACUGUUGGAGAACAUUCUCGAAGACUUGCCACCAGCUCUUGAUCCGAUAUUAACAAAAGCGAUAUAUAAAAUGGGCCCCCUGUGGUACGUCACGCUCGGCGAGAAAGUAGUCGAAUACGGUUUGUCGUUCAGGCUGUACAUCACGACGAAGCUACGCAAUCCGCAUUACCUGCCGGAGAUUUUCAACAAAGUGACCGUGAUCAAUUUCGCGUUAACGAUCGACGCACUGGAAGAUCAGUUGUUGGGCAUCGUGGUGGCGAAGGAGAGGCCCGACUUGCAGGAGAAGCGAGAAUACUUAAUCGUUCAGAGCGCCGCCAAUCGGCAGGCCUUGCAACAAGUGGAAGACAAUAUUUUGAGAACUCUGUCGGUAUCGGGAGCUAGGAUCCUGGAGGACGAGGAGGCCAUAGAAAUCUUGGAUUCGUCAAAGAUUCUCUCCAUCGAUAUAAUGAAGAAGCAGGCUGCCGCGAAGAAAACCGAGGUGCAGAUCGAAGGAUUCCGACAAAAUUACAAACCGAUCGCUAGGCACAGUUCAGCUGUCUACUACACCAUCACUGAUCUACCCAACAUCGAUCCCAUGUACCAAUUCUCCUUGGCUUGGUUCAUCAACCUGUACGUCAGUUCCAUCGACACUGCGAACAAAAGUAAAAUCCUCGAAAGAAGGCUGGCCUUUCUACGAGAGACUUUCACUUACAACUUGUAUCAAAAUGUCUGUAGAUCUCUGUUCGAGAAGGACAAGAUUUUGUACUCGUUUAUCUUGUACACGACGAUCUUGGUAUCGGAAAACACGAUCACGAGAGAGGAAAUGACGUUCUUUCUAUCCGGAGGGGUCGCAUUGGCCGCGAUAUCGGAAAAUCCAGCAUCCAGUUGGCUUCCGGAUAAAUCUUGGGGGGAGAUUUGCAGAGUUCACGCGUUGCCCAGCUUCGUCGACUUUCAGUCGGACUUCGUGCGCGAUUUAAACGCAUGGAAACGAUAUUACGAUUUGCCGAAUCCGGAAGACUCGCCGAUACCACACGCAUGGGAGACGAGUUUAACGCCUUUUCAAAAGCUAAUCGUCACAAGAAUGAUCAGACCCGACAAAGUGAUGAUCAUGAUUCAACGAUUCGUCGAAACUGGUAUUGGCUUGAAGUUCGUCUUACCGCCGCCAUUUGACAUAUCCAAGUCAUUCGGAGAGUCAAGUUCUCUGAUACCUUUGAUCUUCAUUUUAUCCCCGGGCUCAGAUCCGAUGGCAGCACUUACCACAUUCGCCGAGAACAUGAACUUUCUCGAGAGAUUCCACUCGAUCUCCCUGGGUCAGGGUCAAGGGCCGAUCGCCCAAAAGCUGAUUGAACAAGCACAAAACAACGGGGAGUGGGUGUGUUUGCAAAACUGCCACUUGGCUGCAUCUUGGAUGCCCGUGUUGGAACACAUCUGCGAACAAUUCGAUCCCUCGAAUACACAUGCCAACUUUCGUCUCUGGCUCACCAGUUAUCCGGCCGUUCACUUUCCAAUUACGAUCCUGCAGAACGGUGUCAAAAUGACAAACGAACCCCCGACCGGAUUGCAGAACAAUAUCAUGAGAUCCUACAAGUCCGAAGCCAGCAAAACUGUCGACUCAUUUGAUAACGAACCCAAUAAAAAGAGAACAUACUCGAAGUUGCUUUACGCUUUGUGCUUCUUUCACGCCGUGGUGCAGGAAAGACGAAAUUACGGUGCACAGGGUUGGAAUAUAAAAUAUGGUUUCAACGAAUCGGACCUCGAGAUAUCGGCCCAACAGCUUCAACUCUACAUAAAUGACUACGAGGAAGUUCCUUUCAAAGCCAUUGUCUAUUUAACCGGUGAAUGUAAUUACGGUGGCCGAGUCACCGACGACAGAGACCGAAGAUGCUUGAACACGAUACUUCAAGAUUUCUACAACCCGAAUGUAGUCACGGACCCGAAUUAUGCUUUCGCGGAUACCGGGCCUGAAUAUACCUUACCAAAAAAGCACGAAUACGAAGAUUACAUCAAACAGAUCCAAGGGAUUCCUUUAAACCCGUCGCCGGAGGCACUUGGACUGCACAUGAACGCGGGCAUCACCCGAGAUCUCGAACUGACGAAUGAAUUCUUUCUGUCCAUGAUGUUAAUCCAAGGAGCAGUGACGAUAGGCGAUACUACGAAACAGGACGAAAUGUUGUUGAACGUAAAAAGCGACAUUUACGACAGAAUGCCCGAACCGUUUGAUAUCGAGGAAGCGGAAAAGCGUUAUCCAAUCGUGUACAUGGAAUCCAUGAAUACCGUUUUGAUACAGGAAUUGAUAAGGUAUAACGUUCUCUUGCGUGAAAUUCGAGGAUCUCUCGACAUGCUGGAAAAAGCGGUGAGAGGAUUGAUAGUGAUGACUCCCGAGUUAGAGAUUCUAGCUGGUCAUAUAUUGAGCGCGAGAAUCCCGUCGUCUUGGGUGCAAGCGUGUGCUUAUCCAAGUUUGAAACCGUUGCCAAGUUUCAUCAACGAUUUCCUUGACCGGUUAAGCUUCUUUCGCAAAUGGUUGACAGAAGACAAGCCGGAAACGUUCUGGAUAUCUGGGUUCUCAUUUGUGCAUGCCUUUCUCACGGCAACGACGCAGAACUUUGCAAGAAAAUACCAGAUUCCUAUCGAUAGAAUUGACUUUAAUUUCGAGGUACUUCCUACGUACGAAUCGUACGAAUCUCCAGUGGAUGGUGUUUACGUUUAUGGCAUGUAUUUGGCCGGUGCAAGAUGGAACAUGCAAAGCAUGCUACUCGCUGAAAGUUAUCCAAAAAUUCUUUGGGAGGCUAUGCCAAUCAUUUGGAUGAAACCAAGCGUAGUGGAUUCUAUUCAUAUAGAAAAACGAUACGAAUGCCCUCUUUACAUAACUUCUGCGCGUUUUGGUGUUCUCAAGACAACAGGUCAUUCUACCAAUUACGUGUUGUCGAUCCUCUUGAGUACUAACUAUCCUGUCAGUCAUUGGAUUAAAAGAGGGCUGGCUCUUCUCUGCCAACUCGACAAU